AUGAGCCAAGAUGCUUCACCGCUCCGCUACGUGCGGUAUGAGCGCUCGCGCGAGAAUGAGUAUGUCGCCGCAAUGCGCCAACUGAUCUCCAAAGAUCUCUCCGAGCCCUACAGUAUCUACGUCUACCGCUACUUCCUGUACCAAUGGGGCGAUCUGUGUUUUCUUGCGAUGGACGAAAAGGACGAGAUGGUUGGUGUCGUGGUGUCAAAGCUAGAGCCGCAUCGCGGUGGUCCAAUGAGGGGGUAUAUCGCCAUGCUGGCCGUGCGCGAGGAGUACCGGGGUCGAGGUAUUGCGACAAAACUGGUGCGCAUGGCUAUCGAUGCAAUGACUGAGCGAGAUGCAGACGAGAUCGUUCUCGAGACCGAAAUGACCAAUACCCCCGCAAUGAAGCUAUACGAGCGUCUGGGCUUUAUCCGCAGCAAACGACUUCAUCGCUACUAUUUGAAUGGCAGCUCUGCCUAUCGCCUUGUCCUUUACCUGAAAGAAGGGAUUGGUUCGAUUCGAACGGGGUUUGAUCCUCUUGCGCCACCACACCCGGGAAUGGCAGAACCACCGAUUAUCCCUGCUGGGGCUACACAAGGCGAUAGCUCAGGAUAG
Messenger RNA from Penicillium malachiteum, 597 nucleotides. RefSeq names its product peptide alpha-N-acetyltransferase MAK3. NCBI's taxonomy places the organism in Eukaryota, Fungi, Ascomycota, Eurotiomycetes, Eurotiales, Aspergillaceae. The transcript is spliced from 2 exons. Gene Ontology annotation, biological process: N-terminal peptidyl-methionine acetylation. Bases 1 to 597 code for a protein of 198 amino acids. Gene Ontology annotation, molecular function: protein-N-terminal amino-acid acetyltransferase activity. The record is from RefSeq and is a predicted model, not a curated record. Gene Ontology annotation, cellular component: NatC complex.